UGAUAUAAAUAUAUAUAGGACAUUAAUUUAGGAUUUAUUUAUUCUAUCAAUAAUCAAUAUUCAUAUGCAUUAGCCUUCUUGGUCUAGUCUGUGUUCAUUAGUAGUAAACUGGUUUAUCACACGAAACAUAAAUAAUUUGUAAAAUGUAUAUUACCAUAAAGCAAUUUAAUUUUAAUUCCCUCUAGAAAAAAUACCAAAAUAUAUAGAUAUUUCUAGUUUCAACAUAUUUAAGCCAACAGGCGCUGUUUUCCCGCCUUGACCCAUGUGGGCUUAACGGCGCAAUAGGUCACUGAGCAGAAACGCGCGGGGUAUGUUUGGACGGGCGUAGUAGCGUAAUGACGUCAGUGACGCGAAGUAUCGACCCUUUCCAGCCGUCACAACACUCCUGUCCCCCGCAGCUAACAAUUCCCACCCGCCUUAGAUAGAAAAUUGGAUUGUGCCAGCGGCUGCCGCGGGGCAUAUAAACCGCGUUGUAUGGAUCAGACCACCGUGGGCGAACCAAUUUACCGAUGGAUCACGACUAAUUCAUGUUGGAGACCACCCCGCCACAGGCUUUCUCCGAGUAGAUAGUAAAGAACCCUAUUAUUUAUCUGACGCUCUAUAUUCGUCACAGCUUGUGAACAAAAGAAAGUUUAUGUUAACUGUCGCAGAACUAAGCAAUCGUAUGGAUUCCAAUAUGCAUAACUUAUGUAAUCAGCUUGAUAUCCACAACCCAUUUGUACUAGAUAUUGAUCUAGAUUUUUUUAGUACAGCUAAUCCUUUCUUGGCGCUUUAUAACAAUAUAGGUCUAUAUGAUUUGCUACAAGAUUUAUUUCAUUUUGAUGUGCCUGAAAACGACGAUAUAGAAAGUAUUGAAAAUACGGUUAAUUUGCGAGAAAUACAAUUACAAGAAUUGGAAGAUUUAUUUAUGUGUAUGGAAGAAUUUGGAAAUUUGGAAAAUUACACAGGAAAUAAAGGCUUAUAUUAUGAAAAGGUUUCAACGUUGGUUCCAAUUGUAGAGGAGGAAGCAAAACGCCUUGGGGAGCGACCGGACUGGUGGGCUGUGUUCGCUAGUGGGUGUACAAGAGAUCAGGGUGGGCUGCCUCAUCAUAUCAGCUCAGAAGAAUUAAUUAAGGACACCAUUGAAAUGUGCCUUAAGCAAUUUUUACAAGGCUUACCAUCCCCUAUUUUGAUUACAAUAGCUAGAUCUACAGAUGACGGAUAUUGUCCUCCACAUCAGGUUGAAUUAAUACAAUCGCAGGUUCUUCGCGCUCUAAAGGAAAUAUAUGUAACGGACGAACCCAUUUUACAUUAUUUAAAUAAAAUCAAGGAAUAAAGAUUAAGUAAAAUGUC
Pieris brassicae (large cabbage white) is the source of this 1332-nucleotide messenger RNA. It is a transcript of the gene MESR6, whose product is annotated as UPF0489 protein C5orf22 homolog. The transcript has 5 exons. Bases 635 to 1315 code for a protein of 226 amino acids. The record is from RefSeq and is a predicted model, not a curated record. NCBI's taxonomy places the organism in Eukaryota, Metazoa, Arthropoda, Insecta, Lepidoptera, Pieridae.